ACAAGUGAGGAGUAUAAGCACGAGCUCUACAAUGUUGUUAAGUUCAGCAUUUCGGACGAGCUUUUCAGUGAAACCUUAAUAGUCAUUCGUGUUUCAAACGUUGCGUCAUGAAUUUCUUAACUUUUAUUAUAUACUUAAUAUUUAUUUGUAAUACUUAUAAAGCAUGGUCAAUGAGUUAUGAUCAACUUAAAGGUGUUGAUAAAAAUAUAUUAACGACAGCUUGGAGAUUUAUUUUACCUCGAAAAAUAUUUGAAGAAAAACUUUUUGAUUAUGGUAUAAAUAAAGAAAAUAUGAAUACAGUUUUUACUACCUUCAAAAGAGCAGAAUCUCCAUUAACACCCUAUGAAAGCAUAACAGGUGUUAUGGGUGAUUUAAAGCAAUUUUUUGAUAAUAUUAAUACAAGUGUAAAACAAUUGAAAAGUAAUGAAAAGACCAAUAAUAAAAUCCAGCAAAAAGAUGAAGCUAAGGCAAUAGUGAUGUAAUUAUGAAGUUGCGUUUGUGAUGCCCAACAAAAUUUAGAGAUUGAAAAUUAAAAGAUAAAACAAAUCUAACUGAACAAUUUUAAUAUUUUUGAUUUAAUAAUAUCAAUUCAUUAUAUUUUUUUAAGGACUUAGGAAUUCUUAACUAUGUUAAAAGCAUAUUUUUUAUAAUUAGUCUCUAAUAAGAAAAACAAAUUUUUGUUAAUUUACAAACUUUAAAAAUUGUAACAUGGAUGGAAUUUAUGUUAUAUGUCAUAAAUAUUUAUUAUAAAUAUAUACCAGUACACUUGAUAUACAUAACAACGUUAAUUAUUUUUGAAUUUAAUAAAUACCAACUUAAUUAUUCUGGAUAAUGUGUUGAUGGCUAGUUAAUUAAACUGUCAAUGACAUCAGAAAAUAAAAUCGAAAAUAAUAGCUAGUUUGUUAGCUUAGCUUAUUUGAGAUGGAAUUUUAAAAGUCUAUAUUUAUUUGUAUAACACUUUAGGGCCUAAAGUGGUAUAAAAAUAGGCUUGAGUUAAGUAAUUAUAAAUAAUAAUAUAGAGAGUAAAAUAAUGUAACUCAGUAACAGCUUAAUUAUCUGCAUAAUGCUUGAAAUAUAAGUUUGUCAUGUUUAUUUUCGUUAUCAAUAAAUGUAUAGGUGAUUGGAUAAUGGUUAAGACAUAAAAAUCAUGUUUUAACUUUUUAAAACGAUAGGUUUUUAAAAUCUUAAAAUUUUUGUUUAUACCUUGUAAAAAGAAAUAUUAGUAUUUUAAUCAUAUUAUGUUCAAGUAUCAAAUUAAACGCUUGUUUACUAAAAUAUAUAAAGCCACUCUGUAUGAAACUUUGUGUAAUUGGAUUUCAGAUAAGCUCCUUUCUAGGUAUAAAAUAUAAUUGAACAGUAGUUUGUACGUGUAAUCCGUUAGACCCAUCAGUUCUAAAAUAAAUGGUUUUUGCAUCACUAGAUGUUAGGCAUUUCUAUUAAUAUAUUACUUUAUUAAUUAUACUAUACAUCAUUUUAGAUAACCUGAUUUGAAUAAGCCUCUUUAGUUUUUGGAUAUUACAUUGUAGUUACUAUUAAAAUUAAAAAUAUUAAUUUAAAACUAAAAAAAGCUGUAGCACAGUGUGGACGUGACAUAGUUGAGACAAGUAUAGAUGUUGAUUGAUAGUGUUUAAAAUUAUUGUCAUAAGAAACGCUUCGAUGCGAAUCUGUAGUUAAUGUUUAAUUUAAAAAAUUGAUUGAUUAUUCCAAAAGCUAAAUGAUCUCCUAUUUCCUAAUUUAUAUCCUGAUUACAAAUUUUAUG
Molecule: messenger RNA, 1759 nt
Organism: Daktulosphaira vitifoliae (grape phylloxera)
Lineage: Eukaryota; Metazoa; Arthropoda; Insecta; Hemiptera; Phylloxeridae
Exons: 4
Coding region: 108-482 (124 amino acids)
Source: RefSeq, a predicted model, not a curated record